CCGCCCAAGGGCAUCCUGAAGGCGCAGGCGGCGUCGAGCCUGGCGCGGUCGCCGAGCAGGCCGCGCGUGUCCAUCAACGUCCAGGACAACGAGAUCUCCCUGGAGCGGACCCGGCUGUGGCGCGGCGUCGGCGGCAACGGCAAGAGGCAGCAGCAGCAGCAGCAGCAGCAGGCGGGGCCGCGGAGGCGGAGCGUGGAGGAGGUGCUGCGCGAGGCCGGCGCCGACAUCAUCGGGCUGCAGAACGUGCGCGCCGAGGAGGAGCGCGGGAUGCGGCCGCUGUCGGAGCUGGCCGAGGGCCUGGGCAUGCGCUACGUGUUCGCCGAGAGCUGGGCGCCCCAGUACGGCAACGCCGUGCUCUCCCGCUGGCCCAUCAAGCGCUGGAAGGCGCACCGCGUCGCCGACCAGUCGGACUUCCGGAACGUGCUGCGCGUGACGAUCGAGGUGCCGGACGCCGGCGAGGUGAACUUCCACUGCACGCACCUGGACCACCUGGACGAGGGGUGGAGGAUGAAGCAGGUGGACGCCAUCAUGCGCUCCGGCGGCGACGGCCCGCACAUCCUCGCCGGCGGCCUCAACGCGCUCGACGGCACCGACUACUCCGCCGACCGAUGGGCCGACAUCGUCAAGUACUACGAGGAGAUCGGCAAGCCGACGCCCAAGGUGGAGGUGAUGCAGUACCUCAAGGCGAAGCAGUACGUCGACGCCAAGGACUUCGCGGGAGAAUGCGAGGCGGUGGUGGUCGUGGCCAAAGGGCAAGACGUGCAGGGGACGUGCAAGUACGGCACGAGGGUGGACUACAUCAUGGCGUCGCCCAACUGCCCCUACAAGUUCGUGCCCGGAUCCUACACGGUCGUCUCCUCCAAAGGGACGUCGGACCAUCACGUCGUCCGGGUCGACGUCGCCGUACCUCACGCCAGAGAGCCCGAUGACGCCGAGGCCACCGCGAACGGGCAGCGCAGCAGAGUGGUCAAGAUGACCAAGAAGAGCUCGAGAAAGGGGAUAUGGGGAGCUAAAUGAAUGAACAGGGUAGUUUUGUGUGUGUGUGUGUUUUUUUCUCUCAAAGUUUCUUUUGGCCGCGUUCUUUCUUUUUUUAUCUGGGGGUGAUGUGGAGGGUGGGUUGCUUGGAAUUGUGUAUAUGCCUGUGGUGGUUGCUUUGAGGCCGAAGGUGCCUGGUUUGCAGUGGCUGCUGCGAUAGAUGUGGCCAACGAGUGGAAACUGGAAAGCAACGUAUUUUUGGCCCGGUUUCACUUUU
Messenger RNA from Zea mays, 1252 nucleotides. RefSeq lists its product as uncharacterized. Gene Ontology annotation, cellular component: endoplasmic reticulum. Gene Ontology annotation, biological process: GPI anchor biosynthetic process. The transcript has 4 exons. The coding region runs from base 268 to 1017 and encodes 249 amino acids. The record is from RefSeq and is marked validated. Gene Ontology annotation, molecular function: catalytic activity. NCBI's taxonomy places the organism in Eukaryota, Viridiplantae, Streptophyta, Magnoliopsida, Poales, Poaceae.